AGCUCCAUGCUGGAAUUUUCAGAGCUGAAAAAUUAGAGAAAGGAAAAUUCUGAAAUUGUCAUACAUCUGAGAUGACUUCGAUAAUAGUUGCUAGAGCCCUCGCCCCAGCAUUCCAUCGCUCAUUAAAACAGCUGAUAAAAAAGGGGUCUAUUCGACAGCUCCAAAACUUCGCCAAAACCCUACAAGUAGUCCCACAAUAUAGACAAAAACGAUUCUAUGCCGAGAAGCAGGUAUUCGAACGAACCAAACCUCAUUGCAAUGUAGGCACAAUAGGUCAUGUGGAUCAUGGCAAAACCACUCUAACUGCUGCCAUCACCAAAGUCCUCUCUGAGCAAAAACUAGCCCUCGCUCGACUAUACCAAGACAUCGACAAUGCCCCUGAAGAAAAAGCUCGAGGUAUCACCAUAAAUGUUGCUCACAUUGAGUAUCAAACCGAAAACAGACAUUAUGGCCACACUGAUUGCCCUGGCCAUGCCGAUUACAUAAAAAACAUGAUCACCGGAGCCGCCCAAAUGGACGGCGCUAUCAUGGUAGUAGCUGCAACAGAUGGGGUGAUGCCUCAAACCAGGGAGCACCUGCUCCUUGCCAAGCAAAUUGGUGUCACCCACUUGGUAGUGUUCAUCAACAAAGUUGAUGCAGCAGACAAAGAAAUGGUGGAACUGGUGGAAAUGGAGAUCAGGGAACUCCUCACUGAAAUGGGCUUUGAUGGGGAUAAUAUCCCCAUUGUUUCUGGAUCUGCACUUUGUGCUUUAGAGGGCAAGAACCCUGAAAUUGGUUCAGAGGCUAUCCUCAAACUUUUAGCAGAAGUGGAUUCUUAUAUUCCCACACCUGUUCGGGAACUGGACAAGCCUUUCCUGCUGCCUGUUGAGAACACUUAUUCCAUUCCUGGUAGAGGGACAGUAGUGACUGGCAGACUGGAGAGGGGGGUGCUCAAAAAGGGUGCAGAUUGUGAAAUUGUAGGGUAUAAUAAGGUAUUGAAGACUGUGGUGACUGGGGUGGAAAUGUUCCACAAGAUUUUGGAGGAGGCACAAGCUGGAGAUCAAUUAGGAGCACUGAUAAGGGGGUUGAAAAGGGAUGAUGUUAAAAGAGGCAUGGUUUUGGCUAAGCCAGGCACAGUCAAGAGCCAGGACCACAUAGAGUCACAGGUGUAUGUGUUGAGCAAAGAGGAAGGCGGCAGAACGAAACCGUUCACGUCGUUCAUCCAGUUGCAGAUGUUCUGCAGGACGUGGGAUUGCGCCGUCCAAGUCAUCGUUGCCGAUAAAGAGAUGGUUAUGCCCGGGGAAGAUUCUAGGUUAGAAUUGAGGAUGAUGAGGCCCAUGGUGCUUGAGGAGGGCCAAAGGUUCACGUUGAGAGACGGCUCUCAAACGCUGGGUACUGGGGUGGUCACCAAAACAUUGGCCCGUCUCACGCCAGAAGAGCGAGAAGCCAUCUCUGAGGGCAAAAAGGCCAGAGAGAAGAAGUUGCAAGCCGCCAAAUGAGACUCUUAGGUUAAUAAUUAUUCGUUUUUCUAAUUAUUUAGUUUCGUGUAAGUUGAUCUUGAAAUAUUUAGUACCUAUCUAUCCAUAUAACUAUUACUUAGUACCUACCAAUUAUUGUUUUUAUAUACCAGUGAUUUUAUCAUCUGCUCUUUUUCUGUUGAUCAAUGAUAUUUUUUGACAAAUAAUCAGUUGUUAUCCCCAAAGAGUCCGAAUAAAGUGUAUUGAUAAGAG
This is a messenger RNA of Phaedon cochleariae (mustard beetle), 1709 nucleotides long. Lineage: Eukaryota; Metazoa; Arthropoda; Insecta; Coleoptera; Chrysomelidae. The record is from the annotation of a GenBank genome assembly.